CCCACGUGGUGCGCGGCGGCCCGUCGGGAUGGCUGCGGCGCCGGCGGCCCUGCCCGGCCUCGAAGCCCGGAACCUCCUGCAGUUCUUGCGGCUGGUGGGGCAGCUCAAGAGAGUUCCACGGACUGGCUGGGUAUACAGAAAUGUAGAAAGUCCAGAGAGUGUAUCGGAUCACAUGUACAGAAUGGCAAUAAUGGCUCUUGUGACCAAAGAUGAACAUCUUAACAAAGACCGAUGUUUACGCCUAGCCCUUGUUCACGAUAUGGCAGAAUGCAUUGUUGGGGACAUAGCACCGGCAGAUAACAUUCCCAAAGAAGAGAAACAUAGGCGAGAAGAGGAGGCGAUGAAGCAGAUCACCCAGCUCCUACCAGAGGAUCUCAGAAAGGAGCUGUAUGGACUGUGGGAAGAGUACGAGACCCAGUCCAGUGCAGAAGCCAAGUUUGUGAAGCAGCUGGACCAGUGCGAGAUGAUUCUCCAAGCACAUGAAUACGAAGCCCAGGAGAACAAGCCCGGGAGGCUGCAGGACUUCUAUGAUUCCACAGCAGGAAAAUUCACUCACCCUGAGAUAGUCCAGCUUGUUUCUGAACUAGAAGCACAAAGAAAUGCUGACAUUGCCGCCAUAGCCAGGAAGCCCAACUCCUGAGAUGAUGCUCCAUGUUGCUGUGCUACUGUGACAAAUAUUUUAUUUUUCUGUUUUAUGCUAUUGUGUUUUGACACUGUUGAUCUGUUGUUUUUCCCCAGAGGUGAGUUUUUUUUUUAAUUGCUGGAUUUCAGUGAAAAAUGAAUAAAAAAUGGACAAUAAAAGUAGAAAAUAG
Molecule: messenger RNA, 812 nt
Organism: Sorex fumeus (smoky shrew)
Lineage: Eukaryota; Metazoa; Chordata; Mammalia; Eulipotyphla; Soricidae
Gene: HDDC2
Product: HD domain containing 2
Exons: 6
Coding region: 29-640 (203 amino acids)
Cellular component (GO): cytoplasm
Molecular function (GO): 5'-deoxynucleotidase activity
Source: RefSeq, a predicted model, not a curated record